UGCCCUGCAAUAUUGGGCUGAGAUGCACAGAGUAAAUGGGAUGGUGGUGUAUUGUUUUGCAUGACGCUGAAAGUUCCGAGGCAACUACACAGUUCUUUGAAUCAAUUUUGGAUACAUCGUAUUUCGUUGCUGUCGAAUAUGGUGAAUUUUGUGGCGAUCUGAAAGACAGGGUUUACUUUCUAACCGCACACACCGAGAGGCAGCCAUAUUCAAAUGAGUUUCUCCCAAAAUGGCGACGACAACUUCGGUAAAUGUCAGUCUGGAUGAUAUAGAUCUGUCAAGUCUGAGGGACCCUGCUGGAAUAUUUGACCUUAUAGAAGUAGUUGGCAAUGGGACUUACGGGCAAGUUUACAAGGGCCGUCAUACCAAAACAGGGCAGCUGGCUGCAAUUAAGGUGAUGACUGUCACAGAGGAGGAAGAGGAAGAGAUAAAGCUUGAGAUUAAUGUGCUGAAAAAGUUUUCCCAUCAUAGAAACAUUGCGACCUACUAUGGUGCCUUUAUUAAGAAAGGACCACCUGGAAAAGAUGACCAGUUGUGGCUUGUCAUGGAGUUCUGUGGAGCAGGCUCCAUUACUGACCUAGUGAAAGCAACAAAAGGCAAUUCGCUGAAAGAAGAGUGGAUUGCUUAUGUCUGCAGGGAAAUACUGAGGGGCCUGGCCCAUCUGCAUAACAGUCGUGUCAUACACAGGGACAUCAAAGGACAGAAUGUUCUAUUGACUGAUAAUGCUGAAGUCAAGCUGGUGGACUUUGGUGUCAGCGCACAGCUUGACCGGACAAUUGGUCGACGCAAUACAUUUAUUGGCACACCCUAUUGGAUGGCCCCGGAGGUUAUAGCCUGUGAUGAAAACCCAGAAGCCACAUACGACAACAGGAGUGAUCUGUGGUCUUUGGGUAUUACUGCAAUAGAAAUGGCUGAAGGGAAACCACCUCUCUGUGAUAUGCAUCCUAUGCGAGCACUCUUUCUUAUACCCAGAAAUCCCCCACCUAGGCUCAAGAAUCCUGUAAAAUGGUCCAGCAAACUUCACAACUUUGUGGAGUCAUGUCUUAUCAAGGAUUACACAGCCCGCCCAAACACAGAACAGCUGCUGAAGCAUCCCUUUAUUCGUGACCAACCUACAGAGCGCCAGACCCGCAUACAGCUCAAAGAUCACAUUGAUCGACACAAGAAGAAUAGAAAAGGAGAAGAUCACGAGACUGAAUAUGAAUAUGAAGGAAGUGAUAAUGAAGAUGAAGAUGAAAACACCAUGCCAGGAGAACCAAGCUCCAUUCUACAAAUUCCGGGUGAAAGCACUCUGAAACGCAACUUCCAGCAGAUCCAGGAACGGGAGGCCAAGCGUCAGGAGUCUUCACGGCACCAGCAGUCAAGGCAGCAUGGGCAGCCACGUCCUCUGUCAGCUCACCAUCAGCAGCAGCCCCACCACUCGCCACCACUGGUGCCACAGCAGUCAGCCCUUGGAGCUUUAUACCAGCCUCAGCCAGCGUCUGCUGUGUCCCAUCAUGUACAGCAGUACCAGCAGAACCAGCCGAGGCCAGGUUCCAGUGUUUUCCAGAUGAAGCCCUUGCCAGCAGUUCCAUCAUCAUCUCAUGAGCAAGGUGCUAAACAGUUUCCAAUGCAGCGUCUCAUUGUUAUGCCUGAUCCUCAGAAUCCAUCUUCAAAUGCAGGCCGUGCAAUGCAACCCAGCACGAAAUCAAACAUCUUUGGUGGGCCUGUUAGUAAACCAGAGGACCUGGAGAGACUGGCUGCCCAGCUGAGUAAAAUUGGUGCAGAAGAGCGUGAAGCCAAAGCAAUCAUUGUUGAAGAUGAUGAUGAAGAAGAAGAUGAGGAAGAGGAAGAAGAGGAGGCUAACAAGGAUGGGACCUUGCCAGCAUCGGAACCGGCAAGACCCUUCCCACCACAAGGUUUCAGUGAAGACACCAUUGAGACACAGUCAUCUAUGAUAAUUCAUGAAGAAGUUACUCAGCCGCCAUUGCCUGCCACCUACGACUUGAGCAAACUUAACGAGGAUGAUGGAGACGGCACGCUCAUCGCCAGACGGAACAAGUCAGAGCCGACAGUCCAAGAUGGGAACCGACAUGGCCUGCGUCGUUCUGACAGAGACAUCCCAAAGAAUGUGGGCAAACCUCCACUGGCUCACCUGCAUAGAACUUCAUCAAAUCCAUCUACACCCAGUGCUGCUGGAGGUGUGCAGUCACCACGUCACAGUACCAGCAGCGUGAUGCCUGACUUGUUACCACCACACACCCCACCACAACCACGCUCACCGCCCACUCCUCAGCGUCCUCAAGACAAAACCACGUCAGAUGAGUAUCGACAGGCAGUCAGCAAACAGCCUUCCAUGCGUCACCAGAGAUCCUUCUCCGCCUUUGGCUUUGGGGCUGGUGGAGGUAGCGGCGGCGGCGGCAGCAACACUGGCACCCUGACAUCACUGUCACAUCAGUCCCGCCGUGGGUCACAGAUCAACGUCAAUGUCACACCAUCCCAGACCACCGAAUCAGCCAGCGACACCCCAGAAAUCCGCAAGUACAAGAAGCGCUUUGGCUCCGACAUAAUGUGUGCAGCACUUUGGGGUGUUAACUUGCUAAUUGGAACAGAGAAUGGCCUUAUGCUGCUUGACCGCAGUGGACAAGGGAAAGUGUACACACUCAUCUCUAGGCGACGGUUCCAGCAGAUGGAGGUCUUGGAGGGGCAGAACAUUCUGGUUACCAUCUCUGGCAAGAAAAAUAAGAUCCGUGUGUACUACCUCUCUUGGCUGAAGACCAAAAUCUUCAAGACUGAAGGGAGUGACAAGAAGAACGGAUUUGUUAACGUAGGAGAGCUUGAGGGCUGUGUGCACUUCAAAAUAGUCAAAUAUGAACGGAUCAAAUUUUUGGUCAUAGCACUGCACGACAGCAUAGAAAUCUAUGCUUGGGCACCAAAGCCUUACCACAAGUUCAUGGCUUUCAAGUCUUUCACAGAGCUGGUUCACAAACCUGUGUUGGUGGACCUUACCAUUGAAGAAGGUCAGAGGUUAAAGGUCAUCUAUGGAUCCAAUAUGGGCUUCCAUGCCAUUGACCUCGACACAUCUCAGGUCUUCGAUUUGUACAUUCCUUCACAUACUCAAGGAACAAUCACUCCACACACCAUUGUCAUUCUUCCGAACACCAACGGCAUGCACCUUCUUCUUUGCUAUGACAAUGAAGGUGUAUAUGUGGACACCAAUGGGAAGGUUACAAAAAAUGUUGUCCUGCAGUGGGGUGAACUCCCCACCUCUGUCGCAUACAUAAGCACAGGGCAGAUAAUGGGUUGGGGCAACAAAGCCAUUGAAAUUCGUUCAGCAGAAACUGGUCAUCUGGAUGGUGUCUUCAUGCACAAGAAGGCCCAGAAGCUGAAAUUUUUGUGUGAAAGAAAUGACAAGGUGUUCUUCUCAUCAGUUCGGUCUGGCUCUUCUUGUCAGAUUUACUUCAUGACACUCAGCAAGCCUGGUCUUGCCAACUGGUGAUGACACACGUCACAGAGCAGAUUAUGGACCUUGCAGUUUAGCCUGGCCUAGCCAACUAGUGGAUGUCACAUCACUCAAGCCUACACUCCCUGCAGUUUCCAUGACCCCCACAAUAACACCCUUCUUGCCAGUCAAAGGUCUCAGGAUUGUGUUGGUCUGAUACCUGUAAGGAGAAGACUUUUCCACCAGAAAAUUUCAUUUAUUUAAAAAAAAACAAACUCAGAAGUGGUGACUUGGAAGUGGAAAUGUGGACAUUGACAAAUUACACAUGAGAGAGAGGAAGUGUUCAUUCUAGUGAAAUGUGUGGUGCUCCAUUCAAGACUACAUCCACCACCCCCAACCACCCCCACCAAAAAAAUAAGCUCUUACUGUGAAUUGUCUGUGCUGUUAACUGUUCACUGUGAAAAGAAGUUUCUUAAAAUAAAUAGAAGAAACGUUUCGUGAUGGUAUCUGUGACCCAUGCCACAAACUUAAGAACUUGGCAUUAUGUGUAAUAUUUUGAUGCUGUCUCAUCAUUUAGACCAGUUGUCAGAGAAAAACAGAGUGGGAUUGAUGUUUUCGCCAAAGGAAUAACAGAUUUUUGCACUUGGAGUUUUAAUUCUGCCAGAAAAUUAUCAAGUAGGAGAUGGAGGACACUAUUUGUUGUUGACCAGAAACAAUAUAAAACUCUUUAUGCAUCCAUGAAUGUAAAGCAUAUGCUGCUUGACAUUAACUUGUCAAUCUUACCAUGGUCAGAAUUAAGAUUCCAAGCCAAAGAUGCAGCACAUAACAUUUUGAUCAAAGAAAACUUUAUUUUUACAAAACUAAAAGAGCAGCACUCCUUUCCCCUUAGUUGCUGUCCGAUAUCAGUUGAGAACUGAAUUCCAAAAUAUGUCACUCUCCAGAGCUAAAGUCCAAAGUCACCAGAAUUCAUAUCUAGGAUCCUAUGGAAAUGGUCUGUUCCAAGAAAGCAGAUUUGUGAUCAAGGUUUAAAUAUACACUAGCUAAAAGCAUUGUUGUGAGGUGACGUUUUCUUCAUCCUCACAGCCCCAUCUCAAAAUAAAUAACCUGCAGUUUCUUUAAGUGUGCUGUCUCCAUUCUAAAGCAUGGUAUCUUGAUCUGUCAAAAUAAAGUGGGAAAGAGAUCAUAUGUGAAUGAGACAUGGGUGACAACCAGUUAUUUUUUUGUUUUUACUUGUAUCUUGUGUAGUAAACAAACGACAACAGCCCAUCCAGCUUUAAUUAACUACAUUGAAUCAGAUUUUUCUUAGUCUCAUAAUGUUCCAUAAAUUUAGCAAUAUAUUUGUGACAAAGUAUAAUGGUCAUGGACUUUUUGUAUUUGCAAGUUCAUGUGAGGUAAUUUACUGUAUACUAAGCUAGAAUAAAUAAACAUGAUCAUUAAUACAGUUAAGGUGCAUAUGAGAGCUUUUAUAUAGAUAUAUACAUAUGUAUAUGAUAUAUAAGAAUCAUGUAAACUUUCUAAUUUUCGAUAUCUCCUAUUUCUUUAAUUGAAUAGGGAAAUCAAAUUUAUGAGAUAUAAGUGAUUUAUGAGAUUUAGGAAUGAAUUACUGAACUGCAUUUUUACAAAAGCAGCAGAUUAUGGUAACAAUGGUGUUUUGGGUGAUGUUGGAUUUGAUAGAUUUUGUGGGUUUUUUACUUUUUCAAAACAUAUGUUCAGAUGGUCAUUUCUGAUAAUCUACACUUUUCUGCAUGAUAGUUGGGUUUUUUUCACAUGCGCCAAGCUGCUAUGAGGUGAGAAAGCUACUUUGCUAAUUGUUUGCCAUUACAAUGCAUUAUUCUGCUGGACAAGUCAGUAAAAAAUAAUGCUUACACUGCUGGGAAGGAUUUUUUUCUAUGUAGCUCUAAAAGGUAUGGAGCACUCUUUAUGGAUGUACUAGAUCAGCUUGCAACCACCAACAGUAUGUCUGCCCCUUGUGUGGAUGCAAGUAGCUAAUACUGGUACACUCUUAUGUGCACAGCAUGAGGUUCAAAUGUCUGUGAAAGUACCUGGUAUUAUAAUUGUCAAAACUGCUGAUAGUGGGUUUUUUUCAAAGGACAAAUUGUCAUGCUACUUUAGUUUUUUUAAGCCUCCCCACUUCAGUCAUAUCAUUUGUCUGGCUUUUAGGGUGACUGUUCCACAAUGUGCACAUAAUGAUAACACAGGAAAUGUCUUUAAAGAGUUGCAGCGUGCAAUGUUGCAAAAUAGUAGUCUGUCUGUAGAGGUCCUGUAGAGUGGGAUAUAGUGUAAUAUUGGUUUUUGCAAGUGAGAGAAGGGGAGUGUGUGUGUGUGUGCAUUUUUGUGUAAUAAGAGUCAUAGAAAUUUGUGACUGUGUAGAUGCCAGUACUUAAAUAACUCUGCCUCCACCAUGAAAACCCUAGAUACAGCAACAUGAUCCAGAGUAACACCUUUUGACAUCUGUGCAAAGCCUCUUUUUUUGUUUUCUUUUUUUUUUUUUUUUUUGUUUGCACUUUUCUCUGAGAUAUUUGGCAUAAUACAAACUACAUUUCUAUAUACAUUAACAGUAUCUUUCCUUAAGCAAUUCUCAUCACAUUUUCUGAAAGACCAGUACACCCGUUCCAGACCUGCGUAAAACCUGCAAUAAGUCACUCCUACCGAUAAAAAGUCUUUGGGUUUUCAUCCCCCUCCCCCUGUUUGGUUGCUUUUUGUGACAGCGUGCCUGUAUGGUUGAAAUAAUAAUGUUAUUUCUAAAUCAAAUAUCCUGAUUGGUCUUGCAAUCUAGAUAACCAACCAACAAAAAAAAAUGGUCAAAAAUUUAUAUAUACAACACCAAAAUUAGGCUAAAACAUUUUACCACAAAAUAGGUUUUGGGAAGCAGUAUAGCGUAGUGGGUAGUAAACUUGCUACAGAGCAGAGGUCAGUGGCUCAAGGCCUGGUGGAUCUGUGGCUGGAUUAACUUCUGCCUAGGCAUAUGGACUCCAGGUAUAUUGGGGACAGAUUUAUCUUCAGGAAGGUUUUUUUUUCCCCAGUUGGUGACUAUUCUAAAUUACAACAGACUUGUGGACAAUUUUCCUAAAAAUGUUGCAUAGAUCUUUGUUUCCACAUGAGCUGUUGUUUUUGGCUGUUGAUCGUUAACAAUCUUUGAUACAGUUUGGCAGAAGAAGUCAGGUAUAGUUAAAACCAGCCACUGUGAGAACCAGAGAUCUAUGAACUAGCAUGGUUUUUGUUAGCAGUCCUUCCUGUCCAGCAGCUCCAAUAUCCAGUCUUACUAGGAUGAUAAUAGAGAAAGAAAGCACAGACCAUCAGGAUACAAAAAUCCAGAAAUGCUACAUCUGACUGACAGACACUGUUGGUCUCUAUCGUGUAACUUAGCAAUAGCAGUUGUACAGCUGGGUGAGUCUUGUAAGUGUGUAGUAAGAAUUGUUGUCUUCUCGUGUUACAUGACAUGUUCAUGUUUUUCGUUUCUGAAUUGAAAGCUUAAAUGGUUAUAACCCCCGUAGACCAAAUAUGCCUUCCUUUCUCUUGUAGUGUGGCCUGCUCGGUGACACGUCCACUCGCUCAUACACACAUAAUACAUACACACAUUUUAGUGCAUGUAGAGGAUACAGAGCAAAGAACAUGUUGCAGUGUCUGAACAGGAAAUGAGUAUGUGAGGGAGUGUAGAAAAAGACAGCAUGCAAGUUCUUCUAAAGAUAUGCUUUAAUUUGUUUUUCUCACACUUGGUGCAUAGGCAUGUGCUUUGAAGAUUUUAAUCGGUGGAGUUUUGUGUAGGUAAAUGAUGUAAAAGGCUUUCUGCAAUCUUAAUUAAUCCUUACAAGCUGUUGCAACAGGAGAAUCCUGUGAUGGUAAAAUAGUGGAAAAUGUUUGCAGUCAUUUUUCAUGAAGUGCGCAUCGGUGAAUGCGGAAUUCGAAGCCAAGGUGCCAUUCCAAAACCUUCCAACCACUUACACUACAUCUUAUUUCACAGUCAUUGAUGGGUUAAAAUUUGCUUCAUACAAUCUUCAAAGUCUUUUUAGACAGUUCCAGAUUUUAACUUUCCAAUUUUCUGAUCUCAAGUUUACUUCCUUCCAUCAGUGUCGUAAAUUGUUGUGCUUUGGCACAAUCAUUUAAAGCAAUCAAAUGGCUGCUUGGUCAAGCAAAGAUGUUCACAUAACAUCUUACUGAUGAUCACAGUAUGAGCUAUCCUAGAUGGCUGAAAAGGCAGAAAAGAGCUAAUUGUAAACAAGAAUCAAUCUACUCAGCAUGUUUAUCUAUCUUCCAUCAUGAAAAAAGUUUAAAGGGAAUAAUAGUAUUGCCCAUUUUAUCAUGACGUCAUUUUAGAGUCUUACACAUUUUGUAAUUGCUAUUUGUUAGGAAGGAGUUGAUUGCUACCAAAAACAUUUAGGAAAAAAAAAAUAGUUUAUUCACUUCUAUAAGACAGCAAAUAAAACAAUGUAGAAAUGUGUUCAUUUUUGUUCAUUAUAUUUUGAAUUAUUUAUCCUCUAUAUGCAAAAAUGACCACACUACAAAAAGAGAGUAACAUUUCAAAAGAUUUUUUAUCGAUGUAGGUGUACUGCUCUAGGUAAAUAGUUUUUUUUAAUUUUUCUAGUCUAAAAGUAUUUGUAUCAGAUAAUUUAACAUACAAAACUAGCAUAUGAUAAAUGAUUUAUUUGGGUCAAUAAUGUCAGCUGUGUCACUGUGUAAACAAAACAAAUCGAUGUAUAUAAUGCAGGCGGAACAAACAGUGCAAAUUGUAAAAUAUAACUUUGUCAUCAGCACAAGGUAGAUCCAGUUGCACCUGCCAAAGCUGGUUGAGUGUUACCUUUAUACCUGUCUGAAGGAGUGAGAGCAUGGGAUGUUGAUGCACAGUCCAAGGCGUUUCAUUUUUUGUCUUUGUCUUGUAUCUCUUGAGUAUGAUAUUAAUUGCAUAUGUGUGAAUGGAUCAGUCUUAUUUAUUUAGCCUAGCUUUGGGCUUGUGGGCGCAAGCAUUUUCAAGAAGUGUUGAGAGUCAGUUGUAAAAUCCCUCUAAAUGACAGGUGAUGCCAAAUAUGCCUAUUUUUUAAAUUUAUUUUAAGGGUGGUGGUAGAUAUUAUUUUGAAAAACUCAUAAAUGAAUAUUCAUGUGUAAAGGUCACAUGGUUUCCGCUCAUUAAAUCUUUUUUUAAAAAAUAAUAAAGCUCCACAAGCAGAGAACACAGAAAUGUUUCACAGAAUGUUUCCUUGAUCCACUUUCUGUUUAGAUCUGGUGAAAGAAUGUGUUCAUCCUGCCUCAAAGGUUUUGUUCCUGGCUUAAAUGUUUACAGAUUCAGUCAAGCAUUUAUCAGGAAUCCUGACUAGCAUAGUUUAUGUAAUUCAACUAAAGCAUAAACUGUACCAAAGUUCAUGUCUGUGGCUUGCGGCACUGCUAAAUACUUGAAAACCCACUGUCAAAGUUGACCUCAAUAGUCAUUCAUUUUUCUUUCUGCUUGGAGAUAUUCAAAACUUUUGAGCCAACUAUAACACUUUAAGAUGUAAGAUUAUUUUUAAAAAAUGCUGCAUUAUUUGUGAUGUACAGUAUGUGUGCGCAUGCACAGUUUUUGUAUUAAACACAUUUAUUUAACAUCAUCAGUUCUGUACUGCCUAAGCAUCAAGAAUCUCUGUGCUGGCAGUGGCUGAUAGUCACUGCCUUUAUGCGUCUUUGGUUUGCAGUGUAAAUAGGCAGACUAGUGUGUUCAAGUAUGAGACUGAAAGUAAUAUUGACUGUGAGCCAAUCAAAACUUUGUUUUGUGUACAAAUUUUCUUUGAACAGGAAGAUGGGAAAAUGUAUUAACAUGUGUCAGCUUUGAUUCUGAAGCAUAAGUAAAAAGGGACAUGUUCUAGAAUUCUCUGUAGAUCAAGAUUUGCAAGUGGAGGUUUUGAGUUCCAUCAGUGUUGCAAUGAUACUUUUGUGGGAGUAUAGUGAAAGAGGCCUUUUUCUGAUCAUAGCUAAACCGUUGCUUUGAGAAGUUCAUUGGUACCUUCUUAUCUAUCCAGGGAUAACCCACCCUUAUGACCCUGUUAACUAAAUGUUGUAUACUUUCAUCAAGAUUUCAAUAACAGAGACAUUGUCUGCUUGUAGUGUGCGUAUAGCUUUAUUACUAAUUAUGGUGAAGGGCUUCGGGGUGUCAGAAAAAUGAACUUGAGUGGUUGCUAAAUUCCUAGUCAUGCUUCUAUUCAUGCCAAGAAACAGAAAAAAAAAAUGCUAGCUACAGUCAGUUCACCAAACCAUAGGCGAUGCUGUUAUUAACCAGAAUCAAAUUAUAAACCAACCAUAAAGUACAUUUAUCAUACAUUUAAUUUUGUCUGUGGAUUUACAUUCAGUAAUGGAUUUUACCAAGACUAAAGUACAGUAAAUUAAGAAGCUCAGACCCUUGAGAUUAAACUAAACAAUGCUUAGGAAAUGUUUUCUGCAACAUGUUCACUGCCCAUGUCAGAGGUGAAUAUUGUUAUGCAAGGCACGAUGUUGAUCAUUGUUGUUUUUCAUUACUGUUACAAGUAUGAUGUUUCCACCAUCACCUGAUCUCUUGCACAUGGAUUCCCUGAAGCUGUCCUAGCUUUCUCUUCGGUUGACAGAAAAAAAAUGUCUCAUGCUGUUCUCUUUUUGUCACUGGCACUUUGUGGAUGCUGAUUGGCUAUUUCUCAAAGAAGUAAGGAAGACAUUAUCUAGUCAUUUCAGCUUUACAUAUUUAUGUCUAUAUGGUUGGUAGGGGGUCACAAUGUUUCUUGUGCAAAUCAUGUUGAAGUGAUGUCAUGUUAUCAGUUUUCAAGCUGAUGUCAUUUUGUAAUGUUUGUUUGCUAGCCCUCAACUAUGGUAUUAGAGCUUUGUUUAUCUUAUACGAUAUUUUGAGUAUUAAAACUGGCUUCCAGCUCAUGUUUGUUACUUAAGCUUAACACAGAGGCAUCAGAAUAUGACUUGCUUGAUGUUAACUGUCACAUGACCCUCCCCACUCCCUUCUCUUAUCUAUCACACCCCCUAUACUGUGAACAGCUUGCAUGAUGAUGUUUUAAUUUCCAGAUAUGUGGCGAAGGAGGACCAGUAAUUGUAAAUGUUACAAGGCAAAAUCAUUGUCUAUCAUUGGAAGUUUGUUGCCUCUUUCAGCUCAGAUAUUUUCCUUUGCAUACAGAAUGUGAACUUUAAAGCAGGUAAUGCUUUCUCUUUGACCCAAACAAACCCUGGUUGUAUCCCACCCCCAACCCACCUCACCUUCUGAACCUAGAGUGCAAAGGGAGACUGGCCUCUGCACCUUUCACACAUUAACAGCUUGUUUUUGCCCUGGCCUGGGAUAGUGGUUUGAGAUUUAAUUAAAACAAGAUUUUUCUAGCUUGUCAAAUGCUUUGAGUUUUCUUUCUUUUAAUUCACUUGGAAUUUUCGUAUUGGAAUUUUGAUAAUGUGUAUGCUCAGUCAUCAUGAUGGAACACACUGAGCAGUCUUUUUCAAAAGUAAAGAUGAGUCAUUUAUAGCGCAUUUGGUAGCUUUGGGGUAAAAAAGUGCUGAAAUUUUUUUUUAUCUCCUUUUAAAAUUAUGGAAAAGGAAUAAUGAUAUUAAUCAUGACAAUAUUAAGCUCGAUAGACAUAGAUUUCACCUUGCUUAUGUAAAGGACAAAAUAUUUUUUAAAAAUCUGAAUCACUAACCUGUUGCAAACCAUUGUUAUUGCCGAUGUAGAGAAAAUGGGCUUUUGUGCAAGUUUCUUGAUGGCGCUGUUUAUGAUAAUUUUUCUAAGCAAGAAGUUGGAUUAAAUUGUAUUUACAUGUAUAUGUUUUUGUAUGUUUGUAAGUAUGUACAUGAAUGUAGCCUGUCACACAUCUUAGUGCCAUGUGUGAUUUUACAUCAACAAAGUGCAAAAUAAAACUGUAUUGUUUUUCCA
Molecule: messenger RNA, 11276 nt
Organism: Pomacea canaliculata
Lineage: Eukaryota; Metazoa; Mollusca; Gastropoda; Architaenioglossa; Ampullariidae
Product: serine/threonine-protein kinase mig-15-like
Exons: 31
Coding region: 230-3478 (1082 amino acids)
Biological process (GO): protein phosphorylation
Molecular function (GO): MAP kinase kinase kinase kinase activity; ATP binding
Source: RefSeq, a predicted model, not a curated record